AUGGGUGAGUUGGUUGAUGUUUCUCUCUUUCUCGAUAAUAGUACUAUUGCUUCUCUUCGCGGGAAGGUUUUUGGUCAUGAUGGCUCAAUCUUGACGUUCAAAGAAGGUGUGAUCGCCAAGAAAAGCCGACCGAGAGAAUUUAUCUUCUAUAGAAACAAAAAAUCAUGGAUUAAUGAUUUAGUAAAAGAAAAUAUAUUCCCUAAAGUUAUUGGCCUUGCAUAUAUCGAAAGUCAGGAUGGAGAUAAUUAUAGAUUUAAGCUUGAUCCUACUUUGCUUACUAAUGAAAACGAAAUGUUACCUUGGCUUAUGUUAGAAGAUCUUCAAAAAGGAUACGCAAAGCCGGCUGUUCUUGAUGUAAAAUUGGGAACUCGAACAUGGGAAAUGGGCGCAGCGAACGAUAAAGUUUUGAGGCAUAAAAUGAAAUGCUCUCAAGGCACUACAGGUUCAUUGUAUUUUCGUGUUCGCGCUGCGAUGUGGUAUUCUCCAAAUCCAGAUGAUUGGCCAAAAGACGGAGAUGCCUCACUUUUAAAGAGAGACUUUGGAACAACAUGUACUAAGGAAGAGCUAAUGAAGUUCUUCUCAGACUUUUUCCAUGUUAAGGAUCUUGUUCCAAAAUUUAUAGAUAAAAUUAAAAAGAUUAUUGAAGGAAUUACGAUUCUCCGUCAAGAGGCGGAUGUCAGAAUUUAUAGUUCUUCAGCAUUAUUCGUAUAUGAUGCGGAAGACCCUUCAAAAUUCGAUUGCAGACUUCUUGAUUUUGAAAAAACUUACUUCAACGUAGAAGUCUCGGCAAAAAGGUUCAAUGAGUCAAUAGAAGACUGUGAAGACUCAGUGAUUCCUGCCCUCGAAGAACUCGUACAUUGUUUGAAUGCAUUAUAA
Molecule: messenger RNA, 876 nt
Organism: Trichomonas vaginalis G3
Lineage: Eukaryota; Parabasalia; Trichomonadida; Trichomonadidae
Product: inositol phosphate biosynthetic process
Exons: 1
Coding region: 1-876 (291 amino acids)
Biological process (GO): inositol phosphate biosynthetic process; phosphatidylinositol phosphate biosynthetic process
Cellular component (GO): cytoplasm; nucleus
Molecular function (GO): inositol hexakisphosphate kinase activity
Source: RefSeq, a predicted model, not a curated record